GCACAAGGCAGUUGGUGAUCUGUGAACACACAUGGAACAUUUCAGCGCAGUCAGUCCCAACGAUGGUCAAAGUUGGGUAAAUGUCUGAGAGCUGAUGCAAGGACUUCAAAAUGAAUCAGAUGGAGUUACUGUAUCAAAUAAUCGUAUUCGGUAUGGCGGUAUAAGGGAUAAAAGAAAAAAGAAAAGCACAUCGAAACUUGGCUGAUCGCAAUCUGAUCAACGGGACGGGACGUCUCCAAGUUCGUUAAGCAAAACCUUUCCACCAUCGAGACAGUUUCUGAUAGCUCAAUGUAUAGUGUAUGUGACGCACGGAGUGCACAAGACAAGGCUGUAUUCUUACAGGUGCGAUUUUGUAGCCUACACUAGUCAAGCUACUCUUCUUGGGUUGUUGAAACUCACGAAACACUGAGACUGGAAGUUACAUGGAAUAAAGUGACAGCCAAAAUGAGAAUUUACUCUCAUAUCUGGAGGUUGUUACAGAUAUUCCUAGCGACGAUUGUCACAGUUGUCACCCAAGAGUUGGACAGUCAGGAGAUGUCAGACAACACCAAGAGCUCCCUGCCAUUCCCCGUGUUCCUUCCAGUCAACUACCAGGUGCGAGAUGCAGAUUGCUUCUUCCUGAAGGAGACCGGUCAGGACAUCAUGAGGAACUCCAGCCUGCAGACACAGACACAGCCAUUUGUCAUCCUGAGAGCCAGCCGGCCACCUGUUGUCAACGCCAGCUAUGGGCCCCUGUCCAAAGAGCAGCCUGUCCCUCUAGACCUGAUCCAGUCUGUGCAGCUGUUCCGGGCACCGGGGGUAUUCACCUAUAACUGGAAGGUCCAGUUCUUUGUGCUGACCCCCCGGGUCUACUCCUCCAUGCCUAAGGUGCAGGUGUUGUUCUAUGUGGCUGGGAGGGACUGGGACAGGGGAGCAGAGGGGUUAAAUGAUGAGUUGCCCUGUGUGAUGUUGUUUGCCUUCUGGCAGACCCAGGAGGUAAGGGGCUCCUGUGCCCUUGGAGGUCAGCGGGGCACCUGCAUGGCUGAGCUGGAGCCUGUAGCCAGCUGGUUUAGUCCCGCAGCAGAGAGUUCUAGCCGGGAGAGGCUGUACCUAACAGAGGGCAACACAGUAGAGCUGUACUACCAGGCCCGGCCCAGUGCCUACGGGAAGUGCAGGGAGUGGGAUGGGGGCCGCUGGGGUAGCUCAGAGCAGCAGCAGCAGGCUGAGUACGUCCCUGUUACUCCAAUGCAGAGAAUCGGCAGUGUACGCCUCUUUCAGGUGACCAAGGGAGCUGCAUCUCUGUCUCAACUCAAGUUGGGAAAGGCCGUUGUCAUUCAGACCUCCUCCAAACCCCUGAAAAAAGAUAUCGCCACUUUCAUCAUCCUCACGGCCAGCUCCUCCUCCCUGGAGAACUUCACUCUGCGAGCGAUUGUAAAGAAGGGAGUGUCGUUUCGAGCAGCAACACCGAGUAACUCGUUGCUGUGGGAUAUCACUCUGGACGCUGGAGCAGAUGGCACCAUCGCUGUUGUUUGUCAGAGGAAAUCUGCCAUACCGGGAAAAAGGCAAGUUUGCUGAAAAUACACAACAAUCCCCAAAUUUACUGUCAGUGAACUCCAUUAAACUCACCGUGUUCAACCACUGGACCAUGGAUGGACCCUUCACGUCUGGGUUUGGCUGCUCAUAGACAGCUUUAAACACACUUCUGAAUGUUAAGAAGUUAUAUUAUGUCAUGGGUUGUUAGAUAAUGUAUUGUAAUAAUAGUGUACAUGCUACUGGGGCUUAAUGAUUUCAAUUUUGCCUGAGGGAGUGAAAAAUAGUCUGCAAAGUAGUAUGAGUAGGAUAAUCCCUCAGAAUAAAUACCACCCACACACGAUGCCAUUUUGACCGAGGCUUAGCCUAUCUGACCUGACAAGACACCGUAUGCUAUCCAAGCACAAAACUGCUGCUGGGAAAAGCUUAAGUAAAUCUGCUUUUAAAAAGGCCACUGUCCUCACACCUUAUUAAGUAGAGCUACCUCUUAACCUUUUAUGCAGUGGGCUAAAUCAGGGUCACGCAGAGUGUUUCUUGGUAGUCUUAACCUGUUAGGGCUAGGGGGCAGUAUUGACACGGUUGG
Salmo salar (Atlantic salmon) is the source of this 2092-nucleotide messenger RNA. Its product is annotated as transmembrane protein 132D. The record is from RefSeq and is a predicted model, not a curated record. NCBI's taxonomy places the organism in Eukaryota, Metazoa, Chordata, Actinopteri, Salmoniformes, Salmonidae.